GGCUGUGGCUUCCAUAUGUGUUUGGUUUUAGAGGGGUGUGGUGGCAACCCUAACCUUGCUUGAUGGACUGACUCCUGAGGACAAAUUCAACUAGCUUCAGGAACAUUCCUGGUGCCUUGUUUGGCAGACUUCUGGUUUCGAAUCUGGCUGCCUCGUCAGACCAUUCUCUCUCCUCUUCACUUUGGCAGUUGAUCGGGAGAUUACUGGUUAGACUAAGUUGGUUCCUCCAUUGCUUCUUAAGAUAACUUGCCUCUGCUUUAGGGCUCUUGCGCACGGGCAUUUUUUACUGCGCUCCCCUGCGUUGCGAUUUCUUCCUUUCAGCCGUAAGGGAGCGCAGGAGUAGACGCACUCAAUUAUUGUGAAUGGGGCUGUACUUACACAGACGCAGUACUUCUUAGCUGUCUGACUUCCUGCUCUACCUGCACUGUUGAUCCUCUGUCAACUGAUACCUGCAAUUUGCACACAAGCUGCCAACAAGUAAUUGGAACGUGUGGAAAAAGUUGUUUUUAAAGGGAAGAAUUUUCCCCUAUGAGAGGGAGUGAUGUUGGACUGAAACCCAUACACAAGACAAUCUGGAUUUCUCAGAGCAAUUCACUGGUAUUCACCUAUCCAGUGCCUGAAUGAAGUGUGGCGGGGCCUAAACCCAGUUUAAAAAAAAAAAAAAAAAACUAAGCUCCAAGUGGGCAUGGCUAGAAUCUGUUCACACUCGCACUGCAAGGGUCCGAUGGUAGUGGGAAUCUAACUGGCUCCUGACAGAAACCGGCUUCCUAACGAACGUGGACAUGUAUGUUGCCUGAAUUGCAGUUCCUUCACCCAGGGCCAAUGUGUGAGGUGGGAAUGGCUGAGGAGCUGCUGGGCAGCGUGGAAUACACAGUGGAGCAGGAUGGUCAGCUAACAGACCAUGUGGACAUAAUAGUGCCGAACAGAGAUGGGUGCCCGCUGAGGACCUACAAGCGAAGAUGGUUGGUCCUGAGUGCUGUUUGCCUGCUGAACUGUACCAAUGCCAUGCUGUGGAUGAGUUUCGCCCCAGUGGCUGACAUGACAGCAAGUUUCUUCCAGUGCAGUCUUGAUGUUGUCAACUAUCUGUCUCUCGUCUACCUCAUUAUUUCAAUACCAGUGGGUUUUGGAGCGUCGUGGAUGAUAGAUACUCUUGGUCUAAAAUGUGCUAUAGUCUUUGGCUCAUGGAUCAACAUGAUUGGAAGCAUCAUACGUUGUGCUGCUGUUGUAUUUUACCUUAAUCCCUUCGGCACAUACACUGGGAUAUAUUACUUGUUUACUGGGCAAAGUCUUUGUGCUAUAGCCCAGCCACUUGUGUUAUUUGCACCUGCUAAGCUCGCAGCUGUUUGGUUCCCCGAUCAUCAACGUGCAACGGCUCAUAUGAUUGCUUCUGUGUCUUAUGACAAAGCAUACAUCAUCCAAAUGCUGUGCUUCGGUGCUGGAGUUGGUAUUUUCUCUGCAAUCUUGUCUUUUCUGGAGCAGAUUCUGUGCUUUAGGGGCUAUUCAAAUGUACCGACAAAAAAAUUCAAAGAAGUUGUCAAGAUCUGCUCUGCAUUAACUGCUCUGGCAAGCAUUGCGUUUGCACUGGUGCUUAACUUCCGUGACCAAACCAUUUUGGUGGCAUCUGUAUGCUCUUUGUUCGGAUUGUUUGGGCUUGCUAUCUCUCCAGUCGUGAUGGAACUAGCUGUGGAAUGUACCUACCCAGUCGGAGAAGGAAGCUCAACAGGUUUAAUGUUCAUCUCUGGUUUCCAUGUUGGUGAUGGCUGCUUUGUGCUCCUUUGGCUCCUGCAUCUUUAUCAUCUUCUUUCAUAUGGAGUACAAGCAGCUUCAGACUACAGAAACAAUGGCCAGAUUCAGUUCCAUAAAAAAUGUUUCCUCUGGUUUAUCGCAUAAAAACAUAAGUCUAUGGGGAAAUUUGGAAUUGAAUUAGAAUAUGUAACACUGAAUUAAGCCCCAUGUAUCAGAAUGACAGACGUGUGGAACUGGAGUGUUGGCUGGAGGAGAGCUGACUACUGAUACAGUGGUGUGAAUCGUCCAGGAUACAAGAGCAGCUUUCAAAUGGAGGUCAAUGACUUCUUCAGCCAUAAACAGUUGCUCUAUGCGGUAUGCAGAUUGGAUCCUACUUCACAGGCGCCAGGAAUGCGGGAUCAUCGUUAAUAAAAGCAUAUUACUGGUGUUAAACCACGAACUGUCAAAAUUAUUCUACAACUCCUUUUGCAGCAUAUGGACUUGACUUAUCAUUUACAAAACUUUUUACCUCGCUGGUUAUAUUUCACUAUGUUAAUAGGAUUGUAUAUAUUUGUUUGUGAUGUCGCUGCAAGGAAGGGGCGGUGCUUGAGUCCACACUUCUUCCAAUCACUUUAAAGGUUGUUUUUAGACAUAGUUACAUUAGGCUAGAUAAAAUGUCUUGUCUUAUUUUGUAUGUUUUCGGGGCUGAAUAAAUCUUUUCUGCACAAC
Messenger RNA from Xenopus laevis (African clawed frog), 2454 nucleotides. It is a transcript of the gene slc49a3.L, whose product is annotated as solute carrier family 49 member 3 L homeolog. The transcript has 11 exons. The coding region runs from base 787 to 1890 and encodes 367 amino acids. The record is from RefSeq and is a predicted model, not a curated record. Gene Ontology annotation, cellular component: membrane. NCBI's taxonomy places the organism in Eukaryota, Metazoa, Chordata, Amphibia, Anura, Pipidae.